Molecule: messenger RNA, 7543 nt
Organism: Phalacrocorax carbo (great cormorant)
Lineage: Eukaryota; Metazoa; Chordata; Aves; Suliformes; Phalacrocoracidae
Source: RefSeq, a predicted model, not a curated record
UUAUAUAGACCAGAAAUCCUGGGAUGCUGAAAUUUGCUAAUGCUUAGUGAUGAUCAUCCUUCUUUAACCUAAGAGGCAACAUGAGAGGACAUGGAAUAUUUCACCGACAAACUAAGAGCAUAGACAAAAAAUUGUGCAGUCUCACUUGAAGGUUUAUUUUUUUGUGGGAAAAGGGGUAACAGGCUUCAGACUUCAUUGAUAAAAGUUUUUGUCUAAGAUACCUUGGAUUAAUAGGAAAUAAAAACUUGUGGAGACAAUUUUUGAAAGCAACCUUUUGAGAAAUGGCUGUGGGCAGAUUUUGGUGUUUCACCAUUGAAACCUGUAAAAGAAGUUUUAGAACAUCCUUAGCAUUCUUAUAAUAAUAAUAAGCAUUCUUAUUAAAUAGUAGUAGUUUAGAAACAAGGCUUUAAUUCUAAAACUGCCAGCCUUUGUAACUUGAUUUUUAUAAUUUGAAUUGGCUGACAUAGCUGAACACUUGCAUUUUGUUUGCUGCACGUCUGUUGGAUCUAAACAUCUACCUGGAUGUUCUGAUGUGCUCCUCUCAUCGCAUUGAUUUUAUUGAUAGUCCACAAAAACCCAGUGCUACCUGCCCAGUGUUUUCUUGAACAGAGGAACAUCUUCAGCCUACUGCUUACUAACCAGUGCUGGUUUUGUGAGCUUUGUUUGAAAUGUUGUGAAGCUUGCUAGAGAAACUGCUGAAGGUAACACGCAUAGUUAGCUUUGAACAUGCACGAACUCAAGCUUAACUUUGUUACAGAUACAGAUAAAUAAUGCUUCAGCUUUCUAAGUGUGAGGUAAGGCAUUGCUUAGCUACCUCAAGUGAGUGAUAUAAAACUGUCUACAUGUAGAGAGAUUAAAAAAUACUACAGAAGGUGGUGACCUCAAGCAGUAUGUAGGUAUUGACUGUUGAAAAUGAUUGAAUAGUCAGUUGCAGGACAGCUAGUAGGUUUGGGAGUAAGAAAUGGAGAGGUAGUGAGGUUUGCUUCUUCCCUCAAUUCUGAAGUGCCUUAAGCAGAAGUGUACAGAUGGCUUAUAAAUUAAGGGAUUAACGCCUGUUUGCAUUUACCUAACAUUCAGUUGUGGGUAUUCCCAUUCUCGUGGAAUGUAGUUUUUGGACGUUGAAGUCUGGCGUGGCCUGGUAUUUAAGGGUGAUGGGCUUCAGGCACUGGGGGUUCAAAGUCGCAGUGAGCAGGUGCUGCAUUUGAAGUUUCUCCAAGCUCCAGUCCUGGAAGAUGGAGCAAGUUAUACAGCUGGAAUGACUUUGGAAGUGCUAUGAAGAAGAUGAAAGGAAGCUUACCUGUCAACAGACUGAUACAUGAUACUAGGGCUCUGUUUUGACACAAUACAUAUUAGGCAUGGAGUGCACCACCAUCUCUGAAGCAAGGUUUAUGAAGCUGUCUUAACAUUCACUGUUGCAGCUUAUGCGCUUAGCUUGUAUGAUGAAGCGGGGUUUUCUUGGAACAGCUAGGUCUGUGUACUAAGCCAUAGACCUUUAUUAGCUGCUUUGGCUUGUGGAUUUCCACAGUAAUUUAAAGUCGGUAUUUGACUCACAAGAUAAGCAUUGUUUUCCAUUAGGCGUUGCGUCUGAAGGAGUUAAGUGGGAGGUUUUACUAGGUACGAUCUUUGGUGAUGGUAUUUUAAAUUUUCUUCCCGUGCAUGCUUGUCUAAGUUAUUUUGGUUCUAUGUUUGUGUUGUACUUACUUGUCAAGACUCAAGUGGAUUAGCUGUAGCAUCAAAAUGAUUAACAGUAACUAGAAGUGGUGAGUAGUUCUAAACUUUUGAAUUUAUUUUCAACAAUUUGGAAUAAUAAGACGAGACAGCAUGCAGUGGUGUCAUUUAAGAGCUGUGCUUCCAGAGGCACUGCAUUGCAACAGUUUUCAAUUUAUUUAGUCUCUGUGUUUUGAAGGUCAUUAUGUCGACAGUAGAUGCUCUUAAAUGCAUAUUUGGAAGUUGUGUGUGGGCUGGGAGGAGAAGGAUGGAAUGCUUUCCUUGGUCAGGAUUCCCAGAAAUGACUGAAAAUGAAACUGGGUUUGUGUAGCAAGAGAAUAGCCUUUUUGUUUUUUUUUUUAACAUUUUAAAACAGGACAAAUUAACUAAGAUUUAACUUGUCUUGCGUUUAUAGAUGCUACCAGUUAGUUGCUCUCGGUGCAGUGAUGGUUUUCCUGCUAAUCUGGGGUUUGCAGAAGCACAGCUCAGAUAUUCACAGGUCUCAGUAUCUGCUGUUGAAGUUGACUUCCCAUGUGUUCAGCUGCCCUGUUUUUACAUAGCCCUGACAAAAGAGGGAGAUCUGUGAAUUGAGAAAAGUUGCUGGAAGAGCUACUUGUCAGGACAUCUGCAGUCAUGAAGCUGGUGUUGAGAUGCAUCCUUCUUGAUAGAAGAAAGUAGUUUUAGGAGUGUGGAGAAGAUUUGGAAGGGAAGGGGGGUGAUUUUGGCAGUUCAGCCUCUGCCCCUCUGGGUGGAGGAAGUGUGUUUCCGUAUGGUAGAGUUGCAAUUUACUCUCCGACUCGCUAUAGAGGGGGUUUUACACAGACCCAUAGCUGUAACCAGUUCUCUCCAGUCCUGUCUGAGGCUGUACCUAGCAAACCAAACCUUGGAGCGGGCAUGCCAGCUAAAGGCUAGGUGUUUCUCUUGAUACCAUGACAAAGUUGAAUUUUGUUCAUUCUGCAAUGCUUUGAAUUGUGGGGAACUGUUGUGAAAUGUGUAAAGGUAUGGGUUUCCCUUAUAACUGGGCAUACCUUGAGCUAGCAGAAUUCAGGAAUCCCUAGUUUAAAAGCCAGUUUUGCAGAAGUUCAGUAUGGUAUGUUAACUGUCUUCCAGUCCCCUUCUAGCACAGGGACUUCAUUUAUCCCAGAGCUGGUGGACAGGCCGUCCCUAUACAACAUGUGGAGAGUGACGUGCUUAUGGAUUAGUACAAGCCGUUACACUUCACUGUAGUGCUUUGUCUCCAUUACAUUGAGCCUAAUUAGGGGGUGGAGGCUGAGCUGUCUCCUGCUCACCAGGUUUUACUGCCUUGAACCAUUGCAGCUGGUUCCCUGCCAGAGGGCCUGCCAAAAAUCUGUUGAGAAGAAGCAAGGAAGACUUCUCCUGGGCUGUUGGCUUCAUCUUUUUGAGCAUAUCAGUGACACCGAGGCCUGAGGUUUCCCGAGGGCUGUGUAGGCAGUGUUGGUUGCUAAUACUGUGCUGUGGCUGGGAAGAGUCAAUGAAAGGGCAGAAAGGACUGGGGAGGAGGAACCGUGCCAGUGCAAACGGGCUGCAGGCUGAGGACCCCGGGAGGGAGCAGGUGAAAUGCACAUGCCUGCGGGGGUGAGGGGUGCGCAGACACCUCCAGCCCCAUGACUGGGGGGAGGCAGGUAGACAGCUGCCAUGAGGGUGUCCAAACAAUUCAUGCUUUCGUAAUCUUCUGUUGUAUGUAUCAGACUGGGGAAACCAUCUUGAUGUUUGUUCCCUUGUCCUUCUUGGUGUAAUCCUGGACUUGGCAGGUUCAUGGCCCUCAUGAUCAGAAGGACAGCUGGCAUCCCAGACACAGAUGGUGUGCUGGAAUGUCCUGGUUGGUCCAGAGAAUGCCAAGAGUGGUGCAUACACCUGCCAGAGAAUGUGUUCCUCCUUACCCCAGCACAGGCAGGAGAGGCUCCCUCUGUCCUCGCAGAGACUGCAAGGUGCAAUGGGUUCCUGUAGUUCAGGGUCUGUGGUGAAAACAUGUGGUUAAGCUGGGCUCAUUGUGGUUUGGGUAGCACCUCAUGACUUGGGUGUGGGUAAUGUCUCCCAUGGUGCAGGGGGCACCCUACUGCAGCAAACGGUUUUCUCCUUGCAUAGGAAGAAGGUACCAGCAGUCCCUGCAAUGCUGAGGGUGGUGGUAUGGAACACGUGGAUUAUGAGCUUUUCAGGUCCAUGCACCUACCUCAGUGGAUGUACUACCAAGGUCUAUUUAAGAAUCAGGUUGUAGCUGCUGGGAUUUAUGUAGUCAUAACCAUCCUUGCUCAAGUGGGAGGGUGAUCGCUCCCAUCAGCAGCACCCAUACAGCUCAGUAACCCAGAAAAAUGCAAAGCUCUGAGUUAUGGUUGAGGUUGUUGAUUUAAUUUUCCAGUAUUUGGAGGAAAAGGUUUCGGGUGAUGACCCCUGGGCCCUCAGUCGCUUUUUUGUCCAUGCCCACUCCAAACUGUUAGCCACUGACCAGCAGGAACUGAGGAGUGCAAGGAAUACGUGCAGUCCUGAACGUGGGCUUGUGCUCCUGGAAGUUUGUAAGAGCAGUGAAGCCAUGCCAGCUCACAGUAAAGGUUGUCACCAGUGCUCCUCCACAAGGAAAAGCUUUGCUCCUGCUGCUCAUUAUCUCACAUGGUCCUGCUGAUCUUAAGCCCAGAACCAGCUGGCUCCACAACAUCGGCAAAGACUCCCAGGAAAACACUGCAUUUUGCUUUAGAGGAGAAAUGAGCUCCAGAUGCUCUCAGGAUGUCCUCCCUGUUGCAGCCACAGGAGCAAGCUGCCUACUCCCACCCACAAAGUGCCUGCUGUUGAAUGUUACCAGAGCUUGGAUCAGGGACGCGGGUCAGGUGGCACUGUGGUGUCCCUGGGAUGCCAUGUGAGUGGGAUUGAGUCAUGUUGCUGUGUGAAAGGGUAGACCAUAGGAUGGUGGCAUGAGCCAUCUGCAUGGCAUGGGUGAAGGGACAGCCUUGUGUUUCCUAAGUAGGGCCUCCAGCUGAGAAAGGAAAGGCUCCUUGGAAUAGCUGUGAGGUGCUACAUCCCAGGGCCUGCAGACAGGGACAGCUAAUCUGAGCCCCCACAUGUGAGGAAUCAGCCCCAACUGCUUCAACCUACUGAACUGCCUACCAGAGUAGGUGUUGAUGGAGAGUCAGCCUGUUGCUCCCUGGAAAUUAAUUCCUGUGUGGGGUCUCCUACCUAGGUGUAUGCAGUCAUCUCUGUGCUUGACUAUCACCAUUUCCCCUUUGGGGGUGCUCUCAGCAGCGAGUGAGGCAGCAUCAGCUCUACAGCUGCCUGGAAACGGGGAGCUCCUCAAGUUUUGUGGGUGGUGGUUGUUUAAUACUACUGCUUUCACAGCUCAGUGCCUGGGAAUCAUCUGUCUAGAAUGGACUCAUUUCAUAGCGUUCUUCCAAGGGCACACUGAAUGUACUCUGAUAGUUCUUUUGUAAAGAAAUGUAUAAAAAUAGCCUGUGUUGGCACUGUGAGUGAGGCCAAAGAUGAGUUGUGGUGCAUGACAAUGGGAGCAGAUGACAAUAACAUGAACCUCUGGAAACCAAAAGCUUUUAGUGAUACAAGAGAAAUCUUGUUUACCAAAAGAAAAGGGCUCACUGGCAUGAUGGGAAGUGAAGUAGAAAUUUUAGAGGCAAUCUGUUUUUGAGGUUAAAAGUGGCCUUGAUGUUACCAUAGGGAUUCUUAGGCACUAAAGUAACACAAAUAAUCAACAGCACUUCUUCCACGGUGCUUUUCUGCUGCAGGUACUUCUUGAACUGAUGUUAAUUAGCAUGGUGUUAACUACUGUGAAGUAUGUGUAACCCUUCAGCAAAGAGCGGUGUGGAAUUGUUAUCAGGUUGAACAUUUCUGGGGCACCAGGGGAGAAUCUUUAAACAGGGCAGAACGUUGUUUUGGGGGGCUGGCCUGUCCUCUGGUUGCUGUGGGAUGCAGAGCCCAAGAUAAGCCUCUGUUCCCUGCUCGAACUCUAUGCCCAUGGGAAGCAGGGAGCAGCUCCUCCCCUUCCUCCCCACCCUUGCCCCCACAGUGCUGAGGGUUGACUUCCCUCAGGAACACCUUGGCUCUGGUAGAGCAGAGCUGACCAUGUGAUCCUGGUGCCCUUGUUCUGAGUUUUCAUGUUGCUGGAGGGACUGGGGUUGAGGAUGUCCAAAGAAAUGUAUAUUGGGUUGGGUAGCUGGGCUCUGGCGUGGAUGUAGGGAGAAAGUAAGAGGGAGGGCAAGAGGAAAGCGAGGUUAAAAUAUAACUUGUCAUUGCCUGCAUCUUCUGAGAGCUGCAUUGAAGGGGAGGGGGAAGGCAACCAAGAGCAGCAUCGCUGCACAGCCCUGCCACUGCCAAGGUUCAGCUCAGCUGCCUGCCUGUGGACGUCCAGGGCCACCUGGGGUGCCCUUGGGCAUCAGCCUUGCAGAUGGGUCCCCCAGCUCCCAUGGUGGCUCUGCGACACCAGACCCAUCCCCCUGCUUUGGAGUAUCAACCUGCUGGCACCUUCCAUGUAAUUUCCUGCUGGCUUGUGUUAUCUCCCUGAUAAUAACAAAAAUAAAGUAGUCCCUGAAUGGAUUAUUUUUCUUGUAAACAUUUACGUGCUUGCAAAGCGUGCGCUGCAGAAGUGGUUUUGCUGAGAAACUGAAGCAUCUACAUUGCUGUUUGCAGGUUUGAGGCUUGCUCAGUGCCAGCCUGUGGUGGAGUGCCUUUCUUCGAAACUUUCUUCCACUUUAAAAGCCCUCAGGGCCUAAUCCAGACCUCGAGGCAUUGUGGACCAUUUUGGUUUCAGUGCUGCCCGUUGCUUGAUCUGCAAGCUGAGAUUUCAACAUCAGCUGUGGAGGGAUGUAUCCAGGUGUGGGAAACAAAACAGUCCGAGCGAUGAUCGUGCGGUUCCUGACGAAGCGGUUCAUCGGGGACUACGAGCCCAACACAGGCAACCUCUACUCCAGGCUGGUCCACCUGGAGGGGGACCACGUCGCCGUGCAGAUCCAAGACACGCCGGGGUGCAUCCAGGUGCAGGAGGACUGCGUGCAGGUGCUGGACUCCCUGUCCAGGUGCGUGAAGUGGGCAGAGGGCUUCCUCCUGGUCUACUCCAUCACAGACUACAGCAGCUACCAGUCAGUCCGACCUCUUUAUCAGCACAUACGCAAGGUCCACCCAGACGCCAGGACUCCCAUCAUUAUUGUGGGGAACAAAGCAGACCUCCUCCAUGCCAGGCAAGUACAGGCGAAAGAGGGACUACAGCUGGCAAAUGAACUGGGCAGCCUGUUCUUGGAAAUCUCCACAAGUGACGACUCCCAGGGCGUCUGUGAUGUUUUCCAGUACCUUUGUAAGGAGGUCAGCAAACUACAGCACGCCAGUAGCAUGGACAGGAGGCGGUCGUCCAUCAUCCCUCGGCCCAAAUCUCCCAACAUGCAAGAUCUAAAGAGACGUUUCAAACAGGCUUUAUCUUCCAAAGUCAAAUAAACCCCCUGAUGAGAUCCUGCGUGACUCAAUAGACUUUUUUUUUGUAAGCUAGUUAAUAAAAAUCUUUAUUUUUGUACUAAUGCCAGCAGUAUGGAAGUAAGUAUGUCAAAGCUUGCCAUUUCCUUGCCAUUCUCUCUUGUUUGACUGGUUGGGUUAUUUUUACGGGGGAAAAAAAAAGUGCUGCAUAGCAACUAAAUAGAAAUAGUUGAAGAAGAGGAUUUUUGCCAGGAGGUUUUGAUUCCAUUUCUGUUUUGGGCUGGGAUUUGCUGUUUUACUCUGCUGGAAUGACUUUUUUUGAGCCUCAGUUUCCUGAUUGUAAAAUGGAGGUGGUGAUGAUGUAACACCUGCCUUUAUAAAACGCUUGGAAAGCCUUUGAUGGAAAGCUUUAUAUGGA